UUAACAACGCCUUCAGUUAGAAACAUAGCAUGAAUCAUAUUUAAAGCCUUUUUGCUUGUUGGUUAUGAUUACAGCUCCUCUCAAGGUGGAUAUACGUAAGCCUCACGUCUGACCGGUCGCUGAAAAGAUGAAGGGGUGGGGGUGAGGAGGGAGGGUGAGGAACGGGGCGACCGUGGUGGGGGUGGUUGAGUGGGAAGCUAAAAAAAAGGAAAAAGAAAAAGAGCAGCGUCUGGGACUUGUGCCGGUUGGGAGCAGGACAGCUUCUUUGACAUUAGCUUUAACGCACAUUCAAAGCACAUGCAAUAAGCAACUGCACAACCUGGGGAACACGCAGUGAAAUCCGCCGAGAGGAACGGCUCUGAGAGAGUGAGCUGCCGUAGAUUGUCCAAAGGGGCAGCGUUUCUUCUAGUUCCGGUUUGUCUGCCUGUGUGCGCUGAAGGAGUUGGGACCCUAAACAAAAGGCUGCCAUCAUCCUAAAGGAGAUUAUCUGCAGCAGGAAAGCGUGUGUGCUUGAUGCUAACUCAAAAUGAGCUCCUAUUUUGUCAACCCUCUUUUUUCUAAGUACAAAGGGAGCGAGUCAUUGGAGCCAACUUACUAUGACUGCAGGUUUCCACAGAGCGUUGCCCGCAGCCACACGCUGGUCUACGGACCGGGAGCAGCCGCACCGGGCUUCCAACACCCGUCCCAUCACGUGCAGGACUUUUUUCACCACGGAACUACGGGGAUCUCUAACCCCGGAUACCAGCAGAAUCCUUGCGCCCUGGCUUGCCACGGAGAUGCAACGAAAUUUUAUGGAUAUGAAGCCCUUCCGAGGCAAACGCUUUAUGGUACCCAGCAAGACGCAAGCCUAGCGCAAUACCCAGACUGUAAAUCGUCGGGCAGCUCUAACCCCGGAGAAGGACAAGGCCACUUAAAUCAAAACUCCUCUCCCAGUCUUAUGUUCCCUUGGAUGAGACCCCACGCACCAGGAAGACGAAACGGCAGGCAAACCUACAGUCGUUACCAAACUCUGGAACUGGAGAAGGAGUUUCUGUUCAACCCUUACCUGACGCGCAAGCGACGGAUCGAGGUAUCUCAUGCCCUCAGUCUCACUGAGCGCCAGGUCAAGAUCUGGUUUCAAAACAGGAGGAUGAAGUGGAAAAAGGAGAACAACAAAGACAAGUUUCCAGGCCAGAGAGGAGAAGCUGAAGCCGAGGCCGAAGAGGAGGGCAACGAGGACGGUGAAGGGGAAGAAACUGAAGAGAAAGAAGCGGAAGAAAAGGAAGAGGCCAAGGAAUGAUUUUAUGGUCCUUUUUAUGGUUAUAUGGCUGAAAACGAGAGAAAAGAGAGGCCCCAUAAACAGACCGAGAGUCAGAGGAAGGCACAGAGCGUCAACUUUAUGACCACCCAUUCAAUUUGUCAAAAGGGAGAAAAUCCCACUAAUACUGCUGUCAUAAAAAGUCCAAAUUCGUCCAGUAUUAUAACAUUCGGGUUUUCUGAGAGACUUGAAUCUGUCAAAUAGUGUCUCUGUAAAAUAACGCAUGUUAGAUGGGAAAUGGCAUAACUAUUUUUACAAAUGUGCUUUUAUCAAAACGCAUAGCCAAAUAAGAUCAAGACCAACGCCAACGUGUUUUGUAAAUAGAUACCAGCCUACAUUUACAGUGUCAUAUCAGAGUAGCCUUUCAGAAUUGUAGGCCCGGUUUGUUGAGACUUCAUAUAACUGUCACAUCGGCGCACAGCCUGUGUAUAAACCAGUUUGAAUCUUGAUUGUUACUGUACUGUUUAUCGUUUUAUGUGGAUGGCCUAGAGAUAGCCAUUAGCUCCUCAGACUUCCUUUCUCUAGGAUUACCAGGGAAAUGCAAUCGUUUGAAAUUCUCUGAUGCUACCUAAACCUGGGGGAAUUGCAAUAGAGAUUUUGGAAUAUACAGAUUUCAUAUGAUUUUAAUUUUAAAGUGUUAUAUAACCUUCUAUUAUUCUAUUAAGUUAUCUGUGUAGCAUUUACCCCAUAUACAAUAUACACUUGUUGAAGACAAUUAGCUUCAAGCCAACCCUUUUUAAGAUGUACUCGGCACUACCUAAACUCAGAGCCAUGCCCGUUACUGAUUUUUAUUCCACGCUCUUUCUUGGGCAUCGCUCUGAAAAGAUUUAAGCUGUUUCCCCAACAACUAAAACUGCCUAUAACGCACAUUUAGCGAUGUGUAUGAUUAUACCUGCUACAAUAACACAUAUUUUAAACAUAAGGGAGUUUUUAUUUUAAUGUGCUGGUGAUAUAGCGUAGUAGUUUUGCACUGAAUAUAACCUUUAUGUACGUCUUGUUAUAUAUUGAUGUUAACAAUAUGCUCGUUUCCUAGUGUUUCUCCCGUGAAAGACGGAAUUGUGUGUCCUCGCCGUUGUUGAUGUAAAAUCACAAAUAA
Molecule: messenger RNA, 2393 nt
Organism: Periophthalmus magnuspinnatus
Lineage: Eukaryota; Metazoa; Chordata; Actinopteri; Gobiiformes; Gobiidae
Gene: hoxc8a
Product: homeobox C8a
Exons: 2
Coding region: 527-1279 (250 amino acids)
Biological process (GO): regulation of transcription by RNA polymerase II
Cellular component (GO): nucleus
Molecular function (GO): RNA polymerase II transcription regulatory region sequence-specific DNA binding; DNA-binding transcription factor activity, RNA polymerase II-specific
Source: RefSeq, a predicted model, not a curated record